Molecule: messenger RNA, 2394 nt
Organism: Trichophyton rubrum CBS 118892
Lineage: Eukaryota; Fungi; Ascomycota; Eurotiomycetes; Onygenales; Arthrodermataceae
Exons: 5
Coding region: 1-2394 (797 amino acids)
Cellular component (GO): microtubule; cytoplasm; membrane
Molecular function (GO): microtubule binding; GTP binding; GTPase activity
Source: RefSeq, a predicted model, not a curated record
AUGGCAGCCGAAAUACACUCGUCUCCCAGCACCGUGGGAAUUGAAGAAAAAAAUGCAUCUAUUGACUUUCUCUCUCAGAAUAUGAGAGAAAUGGUCAAGAAGAUCCAAGACCUUAGACAUUUAGGCAUCGAAAACCAUACCUUACCCUUACCAAAGAUUGUAGUCGUUGGCGAUCAAAGCGUUGGGAAAAGUUCACUCAUUGAGGGCAUGAGUGAGAUCAAAGUGCCAAGGAGUGCAGGAUGCUGUACGCGAUGCCCGCUUGAAAUAAACUUGUCUGAGAGUGACGGACCUUGGACGUGCCGGCUUCUUCUGAUGAAGAAGUACAUGUACGAUGCGGCAGGAAGAACUCGGGGGGCCACGAACGCUCGGCCAUUGGGUCCUUGGAUUGAACAAGACCCGGAAGAGCUUCAUUUCGCAACUCUGACCGACAAGACUCUGCUUCAGGAGCACCUUAAAUGGGCUCAGUUGGCCACACUUAACCCGGGGCGCAGCCACACCGACUUUAUUCCUGGAGAAGAUCAGGAGACCGAUAGCACUUACAGUCAGGUCAAGUUUUCUCCAAAUGUAGUCCGGCUUGACAUCUCUGCACCAGGAUUUCCCAAUUUUUCCUUCUACGAUUUGCCUGGAGUGAUCAACGUUGCCGAACUCGAUGAAGAGCGUUACCUAGUUGGGCUAGUAGAGAACCUCGUGAAGGAAUACAUCAAAGCACAAAAUUGCAUUAUUCUCCUGGCUCUGCCGAUGACUGAUGAUGCUACCAAUUCCAGCGCUGCCCGUAUCAUCCGCGACAUCCCAGGAGCGAGAGACCGUACUGUUGGAGUUCUCACCAAACCUGAUCGUGUUGAGCUCAAGAAUGGAAACGAGUACAACCAGUGGCGCGAGAUACUUCGUGGGGAAAAAUUUGCAACUGGUCAUGGCUAUUUCGUGGUUCAAAAUAACCCAGAUCCGAGGAUUGAUCAUGCUACAGCUCGUGCAGAUGAAGGCUACUUCUUCUCUAACCCCCCAUGGACGACAGAAUUGGCCGAAUACAAUGACAGAUUUGGCACUCGCCGUCUACAGACUGCUUUAUCAAAGUUACUCCUGAGAUUAAUCCAGGACUCGUUGCCCGGGAUAAUCAACCAGAUCAACACUCAAGCUCAAUAUGUCGACCAGGCGCUAGCUAAGUUGCCCAAUCCACCGUCCGCGAAUGUUGCGUACAUCUUAUGCCAAAAGCUUAAUUCUUUCAUGAAUAAUGUUCAAAUGCAUGUCGAUGGAGGUUCAGCCCAGUACCCUUUCCUGAAGCAAUGGGGUAUCAUCGCCUCCGAAUUCCAGCAGUACCUCACUGCCUCCAGACCAGGGCUGAAACUGAAUACCCCAUCCGAAUUUGUCAGCCCUGAAAGAAAGGGGGACGCCUCUGCUUCGAGCUCAAAGGUCCAGAAGCGGAAAAGUACCCCACAAACAAACGGUGCAGGCGACCUUAAGAAAAUGAAAAUCGGAGAUCUUGCCAAUGGUUCAACACCUGAUGUGUCGGAAUUCAAAGUUCAUGGUCAUUUUGACCACUUCCCUAAGCCCGCAAAAUCCUUUACGCUCCCCGAGGUCCGAAACAUCAAUGCUGACACGUAUGCAUCCGGUGUCCCUGGCUUAGGAAACCCCCAUGCUGUUGAAGCACUAAAUCGAAUCAGUGUUUCUCACUGGGAGGAUCCGAUGAAAAUGUUCCUUCUGGUUACAUAUAGAUUGAUGGCUGGGGUCCUCUUGCAUGAGAUGCGUUAUGUUUUUGGCCAGUAUGAGCAAACAGCCCUGUUUGAGGAGCUGAAGGUCAUCAUUAUGGAAUUCCUGGAAUCCAUUCGCAUUGAACAUUUUCAUCAGGCGGAAUCGGUUUUCAACAUUGAAUGUUUGAAGCCCUUUACUAUGGCGAAUGACCUAUUUCGACGUGGUCAAGAGGAGGCCUAUGGAUACUUCUUCCACAAACGAUAUGAAGCAAGGGUCACACAGUAUGUCAAGCUCAUUGACGCACAGCAGCAGCAAACCACUGGUAAACCCUCGCGAACAGACCCAAGCAAGGUAACAGAAAAAGAACUAGGUCCUGACGAAUUUGCAAAGGAGUUGGAAAUAAUGAGUGCAUCUCGCGCUUACUACGAUAUUGCAUCGUCUCGCUUUGUGGACACUACGUGCCAGGGUAUCCAUAUUAAGCUCUUCAUGCGUUGUAGGGACGAGUUGAGAGGGGAAAUCGAGCAGAAGCUCGGAAUUCUGAAUGAGAAUGCUUCUGAGCGUUGCACAGAAUUAAUGGCUGAGGACCGAGAAAGACAGUUGAGAAGAAUGCAUCUUCUGAAGGAAAAGGAGAAGCUCGACAAAGCUCAGGAAUGGUUGAAGGUCGCCGAAAAAACCCCGGAGCCCCUUUUCUACGACUCCAAUCCUUAA